AUGAGCAUUCCGACAAGGGGGCUUUUGCCUCUACACACAGCAAUUUGUCGUGGACUUGAUCAAGUCGUGGUGCUACUUCUUCAAGGUGGCGCCGAUGUCGAUGCUAAGCAAUGGAAGGGCCAAACAGCGUUAUUACUUGCAGUUGAACGAGGUCACCUGGCUCUCGCCACAGCUCUUAUGGACAAGUACGAGGCCAGGCUCGAACUCAAGGACGAGACCAAGCAGAGGCCGUUAUUGCUGGCCUGCAAGGUGGGAGACAUAGCUAUGGUUGAAGCUCUACUGGCAAGAGGCACAAGAGUGGACAAGAGGAAUAUGAAGGGGAGAACCGCUUUGACACAUGCAGCCAUAGGCGGAUACGAGAGGAUUGUUGGACUUUUACUCUAUCAUGGUGCCGACCCCAAUGCUUUUGACAACGCCGGUGAAACGCCCUACUCGUUUGCGAGUCACCACAUGCGUGGAAUUUUCCACCGAUAUGCGUACAACGGCAGGUGUAACGUUGCCAUGCUGCGGACGGAAAAGUAG
This is a messenger RNA of Podospora bellae-mahoneyi, 522 nucleotides long. RefSeq lists its product as uncharacterized. NCBI's taxonomy places the organism in Eukaryota, Fungi, Ascomycota, Sordariomycetes, Sordariales, Podosporaceae. The transcript has a single exon. Bases 1 to 522 code for a protein of 173 amino acids. Gene Ontology annotation, molecular function: protein binding. The record is from RefSeq and is a predicted model, not a curated record.